GCGGGUCCCGGCUCGGGAGCCCCCGCCCAGUUGACCCGGCCGCUCUACCCUCGCUGGCUACUGCCCAGGCGUGCAGGGCCCGGCCGCCGCCAUGUCCGGCCCGUUCGAGCUCUCGGUGCAGGAUCUCAAUGACCUGCUCUCGGACAGCAGCGGCUGCUACAGCCUCCCGAGCCAGCCCUGCAACGAGGUCACCCCAAGGAUCUACGUGGGCAAUGCGUCUGUGGCUCAAGACAUCCCCAAGUUGCAGAAACUGGGCAUCACCCAUGUCCUGAACGCUGCUGAGGGCAGGUCCUUCAUGCACGUCAACACCAAUGCCAACUUCUACAAGGACUCCGGCAUCACCUACCUGGGCAUCAAGGCCAACGACACGCAGGAGUUCAACCUUAGCGCCUACUUUGAAAGGGCUGCAGACUUCAUUGACCAGGCUUUGGUUCAAAAGAACGGCCGUGUGCUUGUCCACUGCCGCGAAGGUUACAGCCGCUCCCCAACUCUAGUUAUCGCGUACCUCAUGAUGCGUCAGAAGAUGGAUGUCAAGUCUGCUCUGAGCAUCGUGAGGCAGAACCGUGAGAUCGGUCCCAAUGAUGGUUUCCUGGCCCAACUCUGCCAGCUCAAUGACAGACUUGUCAAGGAGGGGAAAUUGAAACUCUAGUGCACCCCCACUGCCUCUUCUCUAGAGGUUGGACAGGGGACACCCUGGUUGAGGUGUUCCAAGCUGCCAUGUUUAGGAAACACAGUGUACCCUGCUCCCUGUAUCACAAGGCACUUGCCCACAAAUCGGUCCCAACACAGCCCUGGGCCCCUUUCCCCCUGGGGAGCACAUAAAGAAACUUGCUAAGGAGAACAUUCUUGCUCCCUGGUAUGUCAUGUGCCUGCAAUUUAUGAUGUCCUCUCCCUGAGGUAGGGUCGUGGAGAGGGAAGGCCUGUGACAUGCAUGCUUCUAGGUGACCCAGGGCAGGAGGUCUGUGGAAGUGUAAGGCCAGAGAUGCUCUCAGGGGCCCUUCCUGACCUUCUCUGCCCUCCACCCCUGGGUCCUCUCCUGAGUGAGGACUGCAGCACCUCGAGCCCUUUAAAGGAACUAUGCAAGCUCGGGCCCCUCUCUCCUCCCAUGUCUGCCUUCCCAGUCUCCUCAUAGUCGCCCACACCCUGUUCAUUGGCAGAGGCGUGUCGUGGGGUCUGAAGCUAGCAUGGGAUAGCCGUCAGUUGUUAGUAGGUGGAAAUUCCCACAAAGAAACCACAUUUUAAUUAUUUCCUUGGGAUUAAAGAUAUCUGAACAAAGAGGCCCUCAGGUGGGCAAAGAAGUUUCCCUGGAGGUCUCUCCUUAGUCAAUAGUUUCUAAAAUGUGAACCCUUAGAAGGCUUGAGUUCCGAAUCCACUGGAAUAUUUCCCUGGGACAGCUCUUAGUCACUUGGUUUGUUAGAAGAGUGAUGCCUUGGGCAUGGUUUUAUUUUUCUUUUUUAGAAAACAGGGUGUACAAGUCCAGCCUAUUUAAAAACCCCACCAUUUGGAGAAUUACAAGGGUUUUGUCUUGAAUUAUAGUGUUGGCGAGCCCAAGCCACUCGUGCUAACUCCUUUUUGUCUCGGUUACUAUUCCAAGAACAGGAGGAGGAAGUUGGCCAAUUACAGCGUGUGUGUGUGGGUGUGUGGGGGGGUGUGUGUCUCAGAAACACAGCCAGAGGACCGGCAAGCAAGGAGAUGAAGGGUCCCCGGCUCACAUCCUGCCCACUUACAGCUAAUUCUUAUGGCUCUCUGGUGCCAGAAAAGAUCAGGGACCCUUGGGAGCAAAAAUGACUCAGCCAGGCAGAAAUGAAACAUGGUGGAGCAUCCAAAUGAAGCCUUAAUUGGUGGUAGAGCAAACAAACAAACCAACAAAAAGAAACUACCUUUUUUAGGAUGAUACGGGAUGCACUAGCUCUCACAUGUGUACACACAUUUAACAGACUUGUUAGAACUUUGCAUGAUUUUCGUCAUGGAAGGUGAUGCAAUGUUGUCAUCUUCAGGUUCCCUAAUGGCAGAGAGGUGGUCCUUAGCCAGUUCCCCAGUGCCUAGCACAUAGAUGUCUGAUAGAAGUUUGUGGAAUUAAACUUUUUUUUUUUUUGAGCACCAAAUAUAUGUAUGGUGUUCUUCUGGUGGGUGUAGCAGGCUCUCAGAAGCCUGAAUUUGUGGUAGGAUCACUUGCAAGAAUUUGCAAAGGAGUCUUACCCGAAAUGAAAUAUCAGGGACUUUUGUUGAAUAGUUAAAAUUCAGUUUUAAAUUUAAAUUCAGGCAAUGUUAACAUGUCAAGGUGUGGAAUGUGCCUUUUUCAGAGUUGACCAGGAGCUUUCUGCCAGGACUAGAAGAAGCAGGCGUGCCUUUGGGCCUGACUCACAGGUGUAAUGGUCUCUAUCUCAGCAGGGGCAGCACUGAACGGCCCCUUUUCUCUGUGGCCACAGCCACCC
Molecule: messenger RNA, 2435 nt
Organism: Hipposideros armiger (great roundleaf bat)
Lineage: Eukaryota; Metazoa; Chordata; Mammalia; Chiroptera; Hipposideridae
Gene: DUSP3
Product: dual specificity phosphatase 3
Exons: 3
Coding region: 92-649 (185 amino acids)
Biological process (GO): negative regulation of ERK1 and ERK2 cascade; negative regulation of JNK cascade; negative regulation of T cell receptor signaling pathway
Cellular component (GO): cytoplasm; cytosol
Molecular function (GO): MAP kinase phosphatase activity; protein tyrosine/serine/threonine phosphatase activity
Source: RefSeq, a predicted model, not a curated record